AUGAGAAAUAAAUUGAAUAUAAGGGGAGAUAGUUGGGAGUAUAAAAAUAAUUAUAAUAAUUUUAGGGAUAGAAAUAAAUAGAAAGAAGAUAAGAAAAAGGAUGAGUAAAAAAUUUCUGAUGCAAUAAGACGUUGA
Molecule: messenger RNA, 135 nt
Organism: Paramecium sonneborni
Lineage: Eukaryota; Ciliophora; Oligohymenophorea; Peniculida; Parameciidae
Source: the annotation of a GenBank genome assembly